This is a messenger RNA of Cuculus canorus (common cuckoo), 7206 nucleotides long. It is a transcript of the gene TRIM66, whose product is annotated as tripartite motif containing 66. NCBI's taxonomy places the organism in Eukaryota, Metazoa, Chordata, Aves, Cuculiformes, Cuculidae. Gene Ontology annotation, molecular function: zinc ion binding; protein binding. The coding region runs from base 312 to 4061 and encodes 1249 amino acids. The record is from RefSeq and is a predicted model, not a curated record. The transcript has 21 exons.
UACUGAUGCCUUGUUUGAUCUCUAGGAGGUAGCAGGAUAUGGUCUUCCUGAUCUGUGCAGCUCCUCUAGUUAGUGAUCCUCUACAGCUGUUUAUGAGAAGGCCCCCUUUAAAGAGUGGAAGGCUGCUAUAAGGUCUCCCUGGAGCCUUCUCUUUAGGCUAGACAACCCCAGCACUCUCAGCCUGUCUUUGUAUGAGAGGUGCUCCAGCCCUCUGAUCAUCUUUGUGGCCGUCAUCUGGACUUGCAGUAACAAAUCCAUGUCCUUCCUGUGCUCUGAACUCAAGAUUGAAUGCAGCACUCCAGUAGACAGAAAUGGAACCCCUGGAUUUGUUGAGAAAUUGUUUAGUGUGCAAAUGGGACCUGCGGAGAAGAGACCCCAGAAUGCUGCCUUGCCUUCAUUCCUUCUGUAAGGACUGCCUUCCAGAUUUGAUUCAAGGAUAUAGCUGUAUUCCCACUGAGUAUGAAGUUCUAUACGGAGGUAUCCUUUCCUGCCCUGUGUGCAAACAGACCUGCUUUGCAAGGGAUGUAGUUGAAAAUUCCUUUCUCAAGAGUUUUCCCACUAGUAAUUCAACUAUGGCAAAGAGCUGCUCCAUGUGUAAAGAGAAGAGACCUGCUCACAGUCUCUGUACAAGCUGCAACAAGUGGUUGUGCAGCUCAUGUACAGAGGAACACAGACAUGGCAAGGAAAACGAAGACCGCUUCCUGUCUGUAUCCCUGAAGGGCUGCACAGAUGAAGCAAGUGAGUUUUCCUUAUGUUGUCCAGUGCACACUCAAGAGCCACUCAAGCUGUUUUGUGAGACCUGCGAUACCCUUACGUGCCACAGCUGCCUUCUGACAGAGCAUAAGGAUCACAGGUUCAGACAUCUCGAUGAAGCUUUGAAAAAUCAGAGAGUUAUCCUGGAAAAUGUCGUAACAAAAGUGGAAGAGAAAAAAAAUGGGAUUCAGAUUUCAGCUAAACAGAUUGAAGACAGGUUGCUUGAAGUAAAACAUUUAUACAAUAAGGUAGAAAAUCAAAUAAAAAUGGCCAAGAUGGUUUUGAUGAGUGAAAUCAAUAAACGAACAAACAUCCUUCUUGAACAACUUGAAAAAAUCACUAGUGAAAGGAAGCAGAAAUUGGAGCAACAACUGCAAAGUAUUGUGGUAUUAAGCAGACAGGUAGAACAUGUGCAGAACUUCAUCAGUUGGGCAGUAUGCAGUAAAAACAGCAUCCCAUUUCUCUUCAGUAAAGAACUGAUUGUAUUUCAGAUCCAGCGCUUGUUAGAUACAAACUGUAAUACAGACAUAGGCCCUCCUCUGAAGAUCAGAUUUACUUGGGAUCCCUCCUAUUGGACUAAGCAACUGUCCAGUUUUGGAGGUUUCACUAUGGAAGGUGGACACAUAUCUCACUCAGAUUUGCUACUCCGUGGAAAUGUGCAAGGAUUACAGACCUCCUUGUAUCACGGGCGCCGUUCACCAGCAUCACAGCCAGUGAAUAGCCAGCCACAUCAGUUUCUACCUGCGGUACAGUGUCCUACAUCUGUAUGUUGUUCACACUACAUCAGUGUACCUCACCCAAACAGAGCUCAAACUUCUUACCAAGAUGUAAACCGCCAUCAAAAUUUUCGACAACCUCCUGAACUGCAAGAGCAGCACUUUCCUCUGCAGUACAGCAUGCAGCAACGUGACAAAGAGCAAAGGAAUGCCUUCCAACCUAUGAAGCUAACACAGUCUGGACUGGGACAGAAGUCGCAGUCAGAGUCAGAGAAUGUGUCUGGGAGGAUGGGAAAGCAAGCAUCAUCCCAGCAGGAGCAGCAGACUGCACCCCUGGGUUAUGCUGUUGUAUCACAUGAGGCUCAGCAAGUUGACAUGAGCCAUCCGCAGCCAUUCUGCACACAGGCUUCUUUGCAGACAUCAACUGUGCAAGUGCAACUUGGUCAUCUCCAGAAGAUAAAAUCUAACCACUUGCAGCAGUUGCCACAGCAGCAGCAACUGCCACCAGCUUCACCACCAUCAAGGCAGAAUGAAAACACCCAAAAACAAGUCAUCCAGCAGAGCCUGGACAUAAUGCACCACCAAUUUGAACUGGAAGAAAUGAAAAAGGAUCUGGAGCUUCUCCUACAGGCCCAAGGACAGCCCAGCUUGCAGUUGAACCAAGCCAAGCCACCUCAACAUGUUCAACAGACCAUAGUUGGUCAAAUCAACUAUAUAGUGAGGCAGCCAGCCCCAGUUCAGCAACAAAGCCAGGAUGAAGCACAAGUCAGUGAGAGUUCCACAGAACUUGAUGCCCAGAAGCCUGUAAUUCCUCUUGACAAAAGCGAUUGUCCCUUCCUGUCACGGUCACUAGAUGAGGAAGCCAGCAUCAGCAGUCACUCCCCUGAGAGCACAUUGCAACAAUCAGUUUUUCAUCCAGUGAGAAAGCAUUCGGCAUCCUCAAGCAUUGUGGGCUUUUCAAACAAUUUAGAAAUGGAAUUACCUUCAGCAAGGUUAUCUAGCUUGGCCAAUCCACAGAUGCAAGGUGUGGCUGCUGUGACACUUGGCCCAUCCCCAAAUGCCCUUUGUGACUGUGAUACUCCACCAGAGUUGAUGCCCAGCUACAAAUUGGGAUUGGGCAGACCUCCAAGUGACCUGAGCCCUGGGGCUGCCUCUGGUCUCACACCAGGUGAUGCACUCCAGGACAACAUUAAGUGCAAGCUGGAAAAUGAAGACUUCAACAUUGUAGAUCAUCCUCUAGAAAACAACUUGGCUACUUCUGGGCGAGAUCUAGUUAAUGAAUUAAAUUUUUCUAUGCAAAAAGUGCUAGAAGAACCUAUUAAUCUUUCUAUCAAAAAAUCUCGACAUUGCACUUCUUCUGAACUGCUCAGCAACACUUCUUUCCUGGCUGUGAAUACCAAAAUGAGACAACUUGGAAGCAAAGAAGAUUCCAAUAACUGUGAAAAGGACCAUUUUGAAAUGGAUAUGAAAAGCAAUCAGAAUGUCAGAGUUGACCCUAAGGAGCAGAAGAACCCCUAUGUGCGACUGGAACGUCUGAAAGUAUAUGUGUCAGAAGCAGGGGAGCUCCCGGUGUUUAAGCUCCAGCCACAGGACAAUGAGCAGGAGGGCAAUUUCCUCCUGAUAACAGAAUGUGGGAUGCAGUCUUCAAGGAUGUCUAUAAAGAUAAAUAACGAUAGACCACCUGAAGAACUGAAAUCCAAAGAGGGGAACUCAGAGGACAGAACAUUUCUUACAUCCCAGGCUGCAGGACAGGCACAGUCUCCUCCUGCAGAUGCUCUGUCUGUUGGCCAGAAGCUCAGCAACGGCACCUCGAUUGUGAAAAAAUCUCCAGUUACUGAGGAAGUCAAUCCAAUUGAAAACGAGGAUUUCUGUGCUGUAUGUCUUAAUGGAGGCGAAUUGUUGUGCUGUGAUCACUGCCCGAAGGUCUUCCAUCUCUCCUGCCACGUUCCAGCUCUGCUCAGCUUUCCAGUGGGAGAAUGGGUAUGCACUCUUUGCCGUAAUCCAGUGAAGCCGGAGGUAGAAUAUGACUGUGAAAACACACGCUACAGCCACAGCAGUAAUGCACAAUGUGGCCUUGAUGACUACGACCAGAAGAAGUGUGAAAAGCUGUUGCUUUCCCUGUUCUGCAGUAGUAUGAGCCUCCCAUUCCAUGAACCCGUCAGUCCUCUGGCUCGGCAUUAUUAUCAGAUCAUCAAAAGGCCAAUGGAUUUGUCAACCAUACGAAAAAAGUUGCAAAAAAAGGACAAAUAUCACUAUUCUUCACCUGAGGAGCUUGUGACUGAUGUGCAUCUCAUGUUUUGGAACUGUGCAAAGUUCAAUUAUCCAGAUUCAGAAGUUGCUGAGGCUGGACGAUGUCUACAUGUAUUCUUUGAGGGCAAACUGAAGGAGAUCUAUCCUGAAAGGCACUUUCCUUCAAUGCAACAAGAAGACUCUGAUUCUGAAGAGGCAGAGAGUCGGAAUAGCAAAAUACCACCCCAAGACUUUCAGUGGCCAUCAUAUGGACAGGAGUGCAUUCAGCCUAAAAAGAGGCGACGCCAUGCUGUAAGAUUGCAAAAACCAAAACAUUUGGUUGCUAAGUGGCCACCCACCUAAUUCCGUUUACAGCUACUGAUGGGAAGUUUUGACACGGCUAUAUGGGAAAACUGUCGAGCUUCUAUCACAGCGAUGUGAUCCAUUCUACAAUUUUAUGUCAAGAUCCUCAGAGUGAAGUGUCAGUUGUGUAUACACGUGUAAGCAUGAACAAAUGAAGUCUCUCAGGCUACACAGUUAUCUUUGUAGCAGAAAACUAUCAAGGUUUUUAAAAAGACUAAGCCCUCUAGCUAUUCACUGUUUGAAUCAUUCACACACAGAAAAGUGAAAAAAACUAAAAGAAUGAUGUUUCAGCCAGCUAACAGCCUUCCUCAGGUAUGACCUCCGUCAGAUAUGAGAUUUGCUUUGAGGAAUCUAGCAGCCUAACUGAGAGAGCUAAGGUGUGUGGGAGGACAGCAAAGCACUCGGGCUGUUUAUUUAAAUUCUCCUAAUCUGCUGACCAUAUGCCUUAUUCCUAGAUCUUGAGAACAGAUAACAGAUCCAAAGUGUUUGAAUCUGUCAAUAUUCAGCUGUUAAAUCAUGUAUAUGUUUUUGCAGUGUUUACACUGAAGUACUAACGUUUUGGUGGUAGGAAAUGAAGAUUAAUAAUAAAAGUAACAAUAAUAAUACCUGAUAUUGCAGUACCAUUUUAUAAUCUGUUCAACAUGACUUCUCUGUUUAAAGAGCACAGGUAACCAUGUAAUAAUCUUGCAACCUCGGUGUGAAUGUUGGCCAUACUUGGUGAUGAAUAUAACGUGGGGUCAUAAGAGAAGUAAUCCUGUUGUCUUAUUCAAUGAUUUUUCUAGGAGCUUGACUACUCAAGGCCUAUGAGAAACAGUCUAAUGUGAUUAUCUGGCAAGCCAUUUCCUUUGUAGCAGAGCAUUUUCAUUAAACCACAAAAGAAUAAGUGCUAAUAGUGCUAUUGUUAGGGCCCUGUGUGAGCUGUUUCUGAGUGCACACUGAAUGUUCUGUUUGCAAAAAAUUGCUCUCACGGUUUCUAAUUCAUGCUCUGUAAAGCAGUGUGGGAUUUCUUGGGUCUCAAAAGUAGUGCUUUUAUACAACCUAAGCCAGUUUUUUCUUUAAAGUAGGUAGUGAAAUUCACUAAAUUAACUAUGAAUCUAAUUACAUGGCUAUAAAAAUAACGUCAUAAACUUGUUUUUUCUUUGCUUAUUUCUUGUGAUUAUUAACAGUGCUAGAAGAUGAUGAUAAUGUGUAUGUGUAGAAGCUUAAGUAGAAAGAAAGAAUGCUUUUUUUCCCUAAAUUCCCCAACACAUUGGCAAAACACCGCCAAGCACCAGAAGAGCAGUUUUAAAGUUCUUUUGAGCAAAGGGUAGCAUGUAAUUGUAAAGCCUGAAGGGCAGGAUAGGUAACAAGACAUGACACCUGAUCAAAGAAUGAUGCUUUGCAAGCUACAUCUCUGGCAGGUGGACCAGAUCUUUGCAUGGCCAAUGCUUUCUUCAUGUGUGUAUGAAGGACAUCUUUCUUCUUAGAGUUCUGCCCAGCAGCAUAAAGCUGGGCUGUGGUCUGGCUCUGACAGAGAAGGGUAGUUGCAGAUCUCAAACGGAGUUAAUUUUCAUUAGUUUCCUGUAAAUAAAGAUGAUAUUUUUAGCAUAGUUUAUAUAGCCUAUUUGGUCUGGUAACUAUGUAUGUUAUUUUAGAUAACACUUUAAAGGUUUAUACGAGUAUACAAAAUAAUAAGAUGUGAAUGUUAUAUUCCAAUAUCUAUAUGACUUACUGUUUGCCAUUAACUUCAUCGAGAGCUAAUGUUUUCUUUCCUUUAAAGAAAUGAAAACCUGGAUAUUAUAAGCUGACUGGAAAACUGUGAGAUGAAGGGACAGCCUUUACCUCUUCUGUAUGUUAAUUCCUAUGUGUUUGCUUUCUACCUCUUUUUCUUGGAACAGUAAAUGUCUAGGUACAGAGAAAUGAAUCCAGCUUUUCAACUGAAUCACCCUUAUCUGUGCUACAGGUAUCGCCUUUUCUCAGUUGAUAAUUAAUUCUUCCACCAAAGAUGGAGGUUAAUCUAUUACCAUUAACAGUGCAAAAGUGAUGUGCUGUAGAGCCUUCACUGAGGGGUGAAGGUAGACGUGUGAGAGGUUAUUGUUGACUUCCUCUUUUCCUGAAAAGCAGAGUCAAAAAGAGCCUGCUUCUGUUUCUUAAAAGCUGUAAGAUUUUUAGUGCCACUAACUUGGGAGAACACCUGUUUUAAUAAAAUUUAUCCAGAGUUCAUUUUACCUUCAGUAAAUGUAGAAACAUACCAGUUUGUCGUCAUAUAAGAUACCCUUUGGAUAUGUGCUGGCAUGACUCUAUGGUCUAAGUGCUCUAGAGGCUAACUUUGUUUUCAAUUACUUCUCCAAAACAUAGUAACAAAAAAAUAUACUCAUAAACUCCAUGUCAUAUUGGUAAGCAGGACAAAAACUGAACUCAUCUGUGCUAUUCCACGUACUUUCAAACCCAAAUCUGUGGGUCAGCAACUUCACAAUGUACUGCACUUUGUAAGAUCAUUAUCCCUCUCAGACGUUGCCUUAAAAUUGCUGGCUUGUGAUGUUGCUGCUGCUGGACACCAUACCACGGUGGCCUGUAAAUGCCUGGGAUGUUUAUUCUGUUGAAGUCCAAUUGCCCCCUGGUAACAGCACUGACAGGCAUGAAAGGAAGGGUCUCUCUGUUAAAGUCUAACAGCCCAAGUGGUCGAAAAGAGAAUUGGUAGAUUAUGCACUUAUUUUCUUCUGUCACACAACCUGUUUCACAAUCCAGAAUGUGUAGGAAAGGAAGCAGGAAGGAACCCCUGAAGUUUUCCACUGGAAGUAAAUAUAGCAGAAACAAAUGCCAGGAACGCUGUGGAAACACUUGUGAACGCACUAGGUUCCUGCAAAUGCAAACAAGGGCACGAUUUUUCAUUUAAUCUUCAGUAAUGGCUCAUGUGUAGAAUGGGAAAAUGUUCUUUGUGCUUAGGAAGUUGGAAGAGAGAUUAAUUACACUUCAGUGAUAAGUCUGUUGAAGAAGAAAUGACAGCUACAAAUUUUACUUUCAUUCCCCUGCAGACAAUUUCAAAGACAUAAGUCUUCCAGUAUCAUCACAGCGGAAUGGCAUUGGAGUUAAUACAAACAGAUGUUUAACAGUUCAGAUUAUUGAAUGACUGCAUGUUUAUAUGUGUAAUGUGCUUUACUGAACA